This is a messenger RNA of Anthostomella pinea, 333 nucleotides long. The record is from the annotation of a GenBank genome assembly. Lineage: Eukaryota; Fungi; Ascomycota; Sordariomycetes; Xylariales; Xylariaceae.
AUGUCUCCCUCGACAUCAGCCCCCCAACCCGCCCACCUCAAAGCGACUUACACCUCGCCGACAAAUGCCCCUCUCGAGGUCUCGACCCCACUCGCGACCUUCCCCACGGACCCGGCCUCGGUCGACCAGAAGACGGCAUACCUAGGUGCGCUGCGGAAGGCAACCACGGCGCUGCAGGAGUGUAUCAACAUCGAGUUGACGGCGCGCAUGGAGGAGGACAAUGCGCGGGACGCGGACAGUACCGCGACUGGAAAGACGGGAAAGACAACCGACGUCGACGACGUGGCCGAGGAGGAUAAUUAUGGCGAGGAAGUACAGGGGGGAGACGACUGA